Topomyia yanbarensis is the source of this 1045-nucleotide messenger RNA. RefSeq lists its product as uncharacterized. The record is from RefSeq and is a predicted model, not a curated record. The transcript is spliced from 2 exons. The coding region runs from base 27 to 884 and encodes 285 amino acids. Lineage: Eukaryota; Metazoa; Arthropoda; Insecta; Diptera; Culicidae.
AUCAGUAGACACCUUUCUUCCAAAACAUGAUGAAUCGUUCAACAGUGCUCGCCUUCGUCCUACUAUCCUUCGCCUAUGGGAUCCAAUGUGCAACGCUUACUCAAUCGAUUUCGGCAGCUAUCAACACCUCCAUGACGAAGAUCAACGCAACACUCGUAACCAUGAGCACUACAUUCGCGAACGGCGAAAAAUCAGCCCUAGCUAGUUUAAUCACAUUGGUAACGACCGUCAACCAGACACUCGUACCUUUGUUGACCAAGUAUAACUCUUAUGGGGUCGACACAUCCAAAGUAGCUACCAUCAUCACUGGAUUAUCCGAACAACUAGCAAAUGCUAAAGAAAUUUUAGGAACUUUCGAUGCUAAAAAUGUUGAUAAGGCUUUUGCAUACGCUGUUGGAUUAGUUCAAAAUAUAAACGCAACGUUGAACACUGCAGCCAAUCAAAUGACCGCAAGCGCUGUGUACGGUGGCAAGUACAAUGCCACUUGUCUGAACAAAUAUGGAGCGAUGCUGUACGCAUCGCCUGUUUCGGCAGACAGAAUUAAUACUUGCAUUCAGAAUGAAGUUACCCCAAUCACGAAUUUGGCGACGAACAUAACAACGCUGUUCAGUAUUGCGCAACCGGUCGCAAUUCAGAUGUUCAACAUGAUCAACGUUUGCUCUACGUCGCCCAACUCUGCUUGCAUCCAGGAGUUUUUCCAAAAAAUAGGCUUAUUUAGUUGGGUAGCAAACUUCCCCCUCAGUUUCAUCGGCUACGUCAAUCCAUUAUCGCAAAGCAUCACAUACAGAUUGAAUCGAUGUGCCUCACUGACGACUGUCGAUAUCGGUGUGCUAGUGGAAACCUAUACGAAUAACUUUAGCAAAUGUCUCUCAACGGGAUCGUAAGUUUCUAAUGUUAAUAAACUGGUAGCUAUACCGAGCAUGUUACUGUAAUUUACAUGUUUUGUAAUUUAUUUUAUUGGGAUUUAAUAUAAAGUGCUCAAGGAAGCAACAGAGAAUGAUUUCUAUAGGUUCCAUAUACAGUAUAUAAACUGUCAGCUACAUGA